Acanthamoeba castellanii str. Neff is the source of this 363-nucleotide messenger RNA. RefSeq lists its product as uncharacterized. The record is from RefSeq and is a predicted model, not a curated record. Lineage: Eukaryota; Discosea; Longamoebia; Acanthamoebidae. The transcript has a single exon. The coding region runs from base 1 to 363 and encodes 120 amino acids.
AUGUACCGCGCCAUCGUCAGCCGAGGAAGCCAGCAGUGGAGGCCCGCCAUGGUCUCGCUCAGCGGCAGCCUGAGGGCAGUGUCCAACGCCCCCAGUGAGGCCAGGCUCGGCGACGGCGGCUACGGCGAGGUACUCGAGCGUCAGCAGGCCCGCGGCACCCACCACAGCGAGAAGCCCGGCGAGAACCACCCCGACCCGGCCAAGAUGCAGCGCAAGGGCGACGUACUCGAGCACGAGUCCAAGGGCCGCCCGCCCCUCGUGAUGGACAACGACUCUGACCUGUUGGAGGGCGACGAGUUCCAGCACUCCAAUCUCGAGGCCAACCUCAGCUGGAGGCGGGCCGACCCCAGCGUCUCCGAGUAG